GCCGCCAUGACCAAGCUGGGGCAGUGGCUGUGCGGACUCGCGCUGCUGGGCUCCGCCUGGGCCGCGCUGGCGCUGGCGCCGCCGGGGCUGCGGUUACCGGCGCCGUUCCGCCAGGCCCUGCUGCCGCUGCCCGUCUACCUGCUGGUGGCCUUCGGCUGCUACUCCCUGGCCACCGUGGGCUUCCGCCUCGCCACCUUCAACGACUGCGAGGAGGCGGCGGCCGAGCUGCGGGAGCACAUCCGGGCGGCGCGGGCAGACCUGGCCCGGCGCGGCCUCCGCUUCUGAGCCCAAUAAACGGCGCGGACCGGGGGGUCCCGGGGUCCGGUGCGC
Molecule: messenger RNA, 330 nt
Organism: Pezoporus flaviventris
Lineage: Eukaryota; Metazoa; Chordata; Aves; Psittaciformes; Psittacidae
Gene: DPM3
Product: dolichyl-phosphate mannosyltransferase subunit 3, regulatory
Exons: 1
Coding region: 7-285 (92 amino acids)
Biological process (GO): GPI anchor biosynthetic process
Cellular component (GO): dolichol-phosphate-mannose synthase complex; endoplasmic reticulum membrane
Source: RefSeq, a predicted model, not a curated record